Xylona heveae TC161 is the source of this 1134-nucleotide messenger RNA. Its product is annotated as mitochondrial import receptor subunit tom-20. Lineage: Eukaryota; Fungi; Ascomycota; Xylonomycetes; Xylonales; Xylonaceae. Gene Ontology annotation, molecular function: transmembrane protein transporter activity. The transcript is spliced from 4 exons. Gene Ontology annotation, biological process: tRNA import into mitochondrion; protein import into mitochondrial matrix; protein targeting. The record is from RefSeq and is a predicted model, not a curated record. Bases 131 to 634 code for a protein of 167 amino acids. Gene Ontology annotation, cellular component: mitochondrial outer membrane translocase complex; mitochondrial outer membrane.
CUUCAAACACCAUCCUCACAAACAGUUCGUUUGGAUCACAGGCGCAUCUCCUUCACCCGGUAUUUUUGUGUAUUUCAUCAAAUACGAAAAAGUCUUUCUUCCAAUCGAGUUAUUUUAGUUUUGGACCAAAAUGAGAACCUCCACCAUUGUCGCUGCCUCGGUUGGAACCGCCGUCACCGGUUUCUUGGCCUAUGCAUUUUACUUUGAUCACAAGCGCCGCACGGACCCCGAAUUCCGCAAAGCUUUGAAGCGCGAAUCCAAGAAGCAAGCCAAGGCCCAGAAGGAGGAAGCCGAGGCGCACACGGCACGAGAGAAGGAAACCAUCAAAUCUGUCAUGAAGGAGGCCAAUGAAGAGGGCUACCCGGCCAAUGUCGAGGAGAAGGAGGCUUUCUUCAUGAACGAGGUCGCAACUGGAGAAGCCCGCUGCCAGGAUGGCUCGGAUCCCAUUGAGGCUGCAUUGUGCUUCUACAAGGCCCUGAAGGUCUAUCCCCAGCCCAAGGAUCUCAUCAACAUCUACGACAAGACGGUGCCCAAGCACAUUCUUGGCAUUCUCGCGGAGAUGAUUGCAGCAGACCCGGAAUUUAAAGGAGAAUCUUUCUUCGCUGGCUCCGACAGCGGCGCUGGUGUCGAGUAAGAUGUGACGUACGGCUCAUUCAAUUGUCCGAUUCGAUCGUGGCACUGACAGACGCUUACCGCGCGACACUUUCACCUUGCAACUCUAUCAUAUCUUCUCACGACAGCAUCAUCUCCACUAUUGUAUAGUUUUGUACAUAACCAGACGAUUUUGCAUCAUGGUGUCUUACCUAUCUUGGUGCAAGGACACGCGGGUUUCUUUGGCCGAUUCGACCGAGCUUGCGGAAUCGUGUUUUACUAGGGGUCUUUUUCUUUUCCUUUCUUUCUUUCUUCCGUGUAUUCUUGCUUAGUCAACGAGCGACUCAUGCGUCUUUAUCGGCAAUCUUGUCUCAAGAGAUUUAAAUAGAUAUGGCGUGUGACAGGUCCUCUUGAAUUUGAUAUGUUUUGUCCAGAUUCACAUUCACCUAGCAGCUCGACCAAUAUUCGGGACCCGGACCGUGACUGAUAUAAAUAUCUUGAGCCUGCAAUGGAAAAGUUGCUCUGAUUUUACUAUUCGUCUAC